UCAUGAUUAAUCAGAAAAUCGACAAAUUAAUCGACAAUUUGCAGCCUUUACUUGGUCCUUUCAUUUUGUCACAACUGUUUAGCAAGGUAGCUAAUGUAGCAAGCUGUCAGGCUAGGGUGAUAAAAACACGAUACAGUGACUGGUUUGAGCUAAGAGCCGUUAGCAUCAGACAGCAGCUGUAUCUGGGGUGUGAUGUUUUGCUGACUCCUGUAAACCCCGCUGUGAUGCAUUCGCUGGCCCAGGAGAUCCAGGGCUUCUCCAAAACCCGUCUGAGGAAACAGUGCACACGUGUUACCACGGUGACAGGCAGGAAACUGCUGGAGAGGAGGAGUGAUGGAGGAGAGGGACAGGAACAGGUUGAGGAGCUGGAGGAGGGGAGUGGAUGUGGAUUUGUAGAAGAUAAAAGUCUGGACCUUCAAGUCGGUGUUGUUAGGCCCUUCUUACUGCUGGCCUCUCAGGAUGCGGCCCACGAUAUCGACACCCUGCAGAGACAUAAGGUGUCUCACGUGCUAAAUGUGGCCUACGGGGUCACUAACCUGUUCCCAGAUCAGCUGGUUUAUAAGACGCUCCAGAUCCUGGACCUCCCGGACACUGACAUCACUGUGUACCUCGAGGAGUGUAGCUCCUUUAUAGAUCAGGCACGGGAACAGGGCGGCGUGGCGCUGGUUCACUGUAACGCGGGCGUGUCACGCUCCUCCUCCAUCGUGAUUGGCUACCUGAUGUUGAGGGAGGAGCUGUCAUUUGAGGAUGCGUUCAGCCAGGUGAAGCUGGCGAGGCCCUCGAUUCGCCCCAAUCCCGGCUUCUACCGGCAGCUACGCAACUACAAACCUUUAAGCUGCAUUAAGUGAUUUAUUUUGUCCAGCACAUGAAACAGCACAAACAAAACUGACCUUUUAAAUUAUGAUUUAAAUUUACAUUUUCACACCCACCAAACACGAGUACGUUCAGUAUUCACUCCUCUUCCAGCUUCCUGCUCCGGUCUCCACUAACUCCUGUGUUCACCACAGAGUUGCUAACUUCCUGUCUGCCUGUCAGUGAUGAACAGAAACCAAAACAAUGAGCUGAAAGAUGCUUAAACAAAGCUGAGGAGAAGAUUUGGUUGUGAUUUUCUGUAGUUUUGACCCAGUGACUCUUUGGUUAUCUGACCAACUUUUCACACAGCAAUAUUCAUUAGUGCUGCUUCGAGGAACUGCAGACCUCUUAGUUAACUUAGUUAACUUAGUUAACUUAGAAGAGGAAGCCUUGAAAAACACCCACAAUUCAGUGCUAAAAGCUGCAGGGCUUCAGGAUGGCUUUUCUCUUACCUGUGACAAACAUUUUAUGUUGAAAUUGGGAGUUUCUUUUGCUGUUUUUGUAAAGAUUAAAAUCUAAUGUUAUUGAAAAUAUUUUGGUUUUGUUGGAGGGAAUACAACACAUAAAUAAUGCAAUAAAAUUUCUUUUUCUGCCUCCUCAGUGAGCUGAGUUGUCUCCAUCCACACGUGAUAAAUAACACGUCGUUUCCGUGUGUUGAUGCGCCUGCCCAGCGUGUGUGCUGAUGCUGAGUUUGUCGUUUUUAAUCCACUUGUUUGAAAAUAGAGUUAGUAAGUAAAAACUUUGUUAAAAAAUGAUUUUUUGUUAAAUUCCUUCACUUCUGUGCAGCAUAGAUUGUUUUCUAAUUAAAGACAUACCAGGGA
Messenger RNA from Scatophagus argus, 1673 nucleotides. Its product is annotated as dual specificity protein phosphatase 19-like. Gene Ontology annotation, cellular component: cytoplasm. Gene Ontology annotation, molecular function: JUN kinase phosphatase activity. NCBI's taxonomy places the organism in Eukaryota, Metazoa, Chordata, Actinopteri, Scatophagidae. Gene Ontology annotation, biological process: regulation of MAP kinase activity; protein dephosphorylation. The coding region runs from base 3 to 848 and encodes 281 amino acids. The record is from RefSeq and is a predicted model, not a curated record. The transcript is spliced from 5 exons.